GUGUAAUUUGAGUGUCUGUUGACGAUUUCAGAGUUAAGUUUCUAUUAUGGCUGAUGGGGUUGCUGAGAGGUUUCAGCGUGCUGCUGAGCGGAUGAGACAGAAUGGGAGCCUCAAACUAUCCAAUGAGGACAAACUCGAGUUAUACAGUCUCUUCAAACAGGCUAAUGAAGGAGACUGCUGUAACCAGAGACCAGAUGGAUGGUUCGACUUCACUGGGAAAGCAAAAUGGGACUGCUGGAAUACGCUACUUGGAAUGAGUAAAAGUGAUGCAAUGACUAAAUACAUUAGUGCUGUCUCUAGACUGGAUCCGGAAUGGGAGACAUCGCCAUUAGAGUCUGAUUCCCAGAUCUCAGACAGAGGUGAUGGCUCUGUGGGUCAUGCAGUGAGCACUCUGGCUGGGUGCGACACAGAGGAGGCACUAACUGACGACAAGAAGACAAUGUUCGACUGGUGUAAGGAGGGGAACGAAAAGAAAUUACGAUCUCUACUCUCUGACACCAAUGUCAAUCAAACUGACCAAGAGGGGAUGGGUCUUCUUCAUUGGGCCUGUGACCGUGGCAACCUGAACAUGGUGAAACUACUUGUGAAGAGGGGAGCAGAUGUUAAUAUUGAGGACACAGACAAUCAGACACCUCUUCAUUAUGCUGUGUCAUGUGAUCAUCAUGCUGUCAUCUCUUAUCUACUGCAAGUGGCCAAAGCAAGAACAGACAUUGCAGAUUGUGAUGGCAACCUACCUCAAGAUGUGACUGAGAAUCAAGCAACUAGACAACUUUUUAAUUAGUUUUGUUAUUAAUUUUGCACAUUUCCCAUGCACUUAUUUGACCCCAUUUUUACAUGAUGAAAGAGAA
This is a messenger RNA of Halichondria panicea, 848 nucleotides long. Its product is annotated as acyl-CoA-binding domain-containing protein 6-like. The transcript has 5 exons. The record is from RefSeq and is a predicted model, not a curated record. Lineage: Eukaryota; Metazoa; Porifera; Demospongiae; Suberitida; Halichondriidae. The coding region runs from base 47 to 781 and encodes 244 amino acids. Gene Ontology annotation, molecular function: protein binding; fatty-acyl-CoA binding.